AGCGCGCAGAGCGUCGCGGCCCACAUGUGGAGCGGCACUCGUCGGAGAGAGAGGGAAGAACACGCACGCGCGUGUAGAGAGUGAGCCGCCCGGGCAGUGCCGGCAUGGACUCGCGUUGAACAGUGCGGUGACACGGUGUGGGGUAGUGCAGUGCCAUGACGCAGUGGUAGAGUGAGUGCUGGCGUGGAUUCGGUGCUCAGGAUUACUUGGGAUUACCGCCGCAGUUUCUUGAUCAAGCCGGCGCAACUCGCAGGCCGCCAUGCUGGAGGUGUCGGCCGCCGUGCUGGGGGUGCUGGCCCUGCUGGGCACCUUCCUGCUGCUGCUCAUGCUGGCCGGGUCGGUGCUGCUGGCGGCGCAGGGGAUGCGCGCGCACGUCCUGCCCUACUUCAACAGCCGCCCCGUCGACCUCGUGCAGCGCUUCGGCGCCUGGGCAGUGGUGACGGGCUCCACGGACGGCAUCGGGCGUGCCUACGCCCUGGAGCUGGCCAGGAGGGGCGUCAACGUGUGCCUCAUCAGCCGCAGCCUGGACAAGCUGCGGAACACGGCGGCUGAAAUCGAGUCCCGGUUCGGCGUCAAGACCAUGGUGAUCGCGGCCGACUUCAGCAAGGGGCAGUCCGUGUUCGAGGACAUCGAGGCCAAGCUCAAGGAGAUCCCCGUCGGCAUCCUCGUGAACAACGUGGGGCGCCAGUACACGUACCCGAUGUACCUGGGCGAGGUGCCGGAGCAGGAGCUGUGGGACAUCGUCAACAUCAACAUCGGCGCCACCACCAUGAUGACGAGGAUGGUGCUGGAGCAGAUGAAGGAGAGGCGGAAGGGCGUCAUCGUCAACGUGUCCUCCGCGUCGGAGCUCCAGCCGCUGCCGCUCAUGACCGUCUACGCGGCCUCCAAGGUGUUCGUGAAGAGCUUCUCGGAGGCGCUGCGCGUCGAGUACGCGCAGUACGGCAUCACAGUGCAGCACCUGCUGCCGCUGUUCGUCAACACCAAGAUGAACGCCUUCAGCCACCGCCUGCAGGAGACGAGCCUCUUCGUGCCCGACGCCGAGCGGUACGCGCGCAACGCCGUCAACACCCUGGGCCAGGUGGAGUCCACCACCGGCUACUGGGCGCACGGCAUCCAGUACUUCUUCACCGUGAUCCCGCCCGUGUGGGUGCGGACGUACGUCGGCAACCUGAUGAACCAGACGUUCCGGAAGGACUACCUGAACGCCAGCCGCGCCGCCAGCGCCGUGUCCAACAACAACCUCAAGAUCAAGGAGAUCCCACCCACCCCCGUGGCGCCCCCUGCCCUGCCGGUGGCGUAGCCGCGUAGCGUGUCCUUGACCUCGUCCUUGACGUGACCUUGACGUGACCUUGCUCGUCCUUGGCCUCGCCGCCGGAAAUAGACGACGCCGUCGGAGUGCACCAAGUGCACCGCCUCCACCUGUGCACACCGUCGGGCCGUCGGGGGCAACGCGGUGCUGUCUGUCUCUCUCGCACCCAUCCGGGACGCCGCCAGGACCCAGGGCGGCCCGUGAGUGCGAGGAAGAGGGACCAGUCGGCCACGGUGACUCGAACCUGAGUCAGCCAGCCCUGCCUUCGGGCUCGGGCCGCUCUGCUGGGAAAGGGACUGAAACAAGGACCCGACAGGCCGACAGGACGUCCGCGUUUCGUCCUCGUCUCGAGUGGCGAGAGUUAUCUGAUCGGAUACACCUCAGGUCAAGUGUCGAACGCGCCUGCGUUUUCGACGUCUUCGCGGCUCGGUGAGAAACCAAUUGCAUUUGGACCUCGGGUACGAUAGAGUUAGGUUUUUGUACUUUUUCGUAUCCAUUAGAUAUUUUUUUACCUGAUUUUUUGUUGAUUUUGUAUUAUAAUUUAUGUGUGCAUGUGUGUGUCAUAAUACAAUUACAACGGUAAACUAGCGACUUGGCUACGUUGCUCUCAUUGUUGUCUUCUUACCUAUUAGGAUCAUUUGUUGCCCAGAAGAGAAGCAAUAAAAACCAGUUACCUCGA
Messenger RNA from Thrips palmi, 1988 nucleotides. Its product is annotated as inactive hydroxysteroid dehydrogenase-like protein 1. The transcript is spliced from 7 exons. Gene Ontology annotation, molecular function: oxidoreductase activity. Lineage: Eukaryota; Metazoa; Arthropoda; Insecta; Thysanoptera; Thripidae. The record is from RefSeq and is a predicted model, not a curated record. Gene Ontology annotation, cellular component: endoplasmic reticulum. The coding region runs from base 260 to 1300 and encodes 346 amino acids.